This is a messenger RNA of Spinacia oleracea (spinach), 1081 nucleotides long. RefSeq names its product 26S rRNA (cytosine-C(5))-methyltransferase NOP2B-like. Bases 310 to 930 code for a protein of 206 amino acids. NCBI's taxonomy places the organism in Eukaryota, Viridiplantae, Streptophyta, Magnoliopsida, Caryophyllales, Amaranthaceae. The record is from RefSeq and is a predicted model, not a curated record. Gene Ontology annotation, biological process: rRNA base methylation; maturation of LSU-rRNA. Gene Ontology annotation, cellular component: nucleolus. The transcript is spliced from 6 exons. Gene Ontology annotation, molecular function: rRNA (cytosine-C5-)-methyltransferase activity.
UACAAAAGUCGGAAUAAGUGACACUGAAUAGAGAACGCUUAAGUGUGUUAGACGUUUCUCGGGAUAAUAUAGAACGCCUAUCUUUGAUAACUGUUAUGCAGGGAAAAGAAUAUAGAGCGCUUGCCUUACUUAACAGUUUCAUAUUUUUUACCAUAAUAAAAAAAAAUUAAAAAUAAAUAAAUAAAUGCAUAUAUACGAUUCAUAACAUAUACGUACUAUCUAACCUUAAAUAAAAAACAAAACUAAUUAACUCUACAAAAAUUGAAUUCCCCCGCAAAGCCAAAACCCAAAACCCAAAAGCAAAUUCAAAUGAACUCUAAUAUAAUUUGGGAGAGACGUAAAACUCAACUAUUCGUAAUAUUGGGGAUUUGGGGUUUCACACAAAACAAACCCCAAAAUCCAUCUCCCGCAAAACCAAAACCGCGCAGCACCACCCGGUCUCCUCCGCCGUACUGUAAUACUACUGCCGCUCCUUUUCAACCUAUGGUGUACGCCGAUCGACUCUCUAUCACUCCGAAUUUCAAGGUGAUAUCUAUGGACAAAUCUAUAAAAUCCUCUAAAAGCUUUGAAGAGAUACAGAAGUGUGCGCAACUUGCAACAGCUGCUAUUGAUUUGGUGGAUGCAAAUUCAAAAACUGGAGGAUAUGAUGUGUAUUCGACAUGUUCCAUCAUGGUUAUGGAGAAUGAAGCAGUUGUUGACUAUGCCUUGAAGAAACGGAAUGUGAAACUAGUCCCAUGUAGACUAGAGUUUGGAAGGGCAGGAUUUGUCAACUUUAGGAAAUAUCGAUUUCAUCCAUCAUUAAAAAUGACGCGGCGAUUCUAUCCCCAUGAGCACAAUUUGGACGGUUUUUUGUUGCCAAGCAGAAUCUGCUCUUGCUGCUACACCAUCCCCAGUUGCUGCAGAAGCUGUCUGCAGAGGCUAGCUCUUUGAUUUUUUUUAAAUUUUUUUAAUAGUGAUAUUGGAUUUUGUUUUUUUUUCCCGUACCUUGUGUAAAUCAUCUAUAUUUUGUCAAUGAAUAAUAGGAAUUUUUUUAUUGAAUGAACAAUAUUAUUUUGUUAUUAAAUGAAGGGAUUUUUGGAAA